This is a messenger RNA of Pecten maximus, 1653 nucleotides long. RefSeq lists its product as uncharacterized. Gene Ontology annotation, molecular function: protein binding. The transcript has a single exon. The record is from RefSeq and is a predicted model, not a curated record. The coding region runs from base 29 to 1180 and encodes 383 amino acids. NCBI's taxonomy places the organism in Eukaryota, Metazoa, Mollusca, Bivalvia, Pectinida, Pectinidae.
UAGACGAAGACGUACGUGUGCACGCGCUAUGGCGGAUUUGACACGAUCGGAAAGGUGUAUCGAGGAUAUACGGAAAGCUGCCGACAGGGUUUGUUCCGAGACUUACAAACUCCGGGACUCCAUGAUUGCUCGUGUAAGGUGCCAAAUUGAAAGUGAAAACAGUAUAUGUAAUGGGGAUUCAAGGACAGGUGUCGAAGUCAGUGGUAGUGAUAGCAGUGGGCUAUUGUUCUUCCAACCUGGCGAUAUCGACACUCAGAAAAUCCAGGAAAUACUUGGACGGCUUGAGGCCGAGGGGGACCCCGUGAAAAACGCACAGUUAUGGAAAAUGUCUUCACUCCGUAAUAACACCAGAUCCGUUGAUGUCCUAAUGUCAACAUCCGAAGAACGAGCAUGGUUGUGUGACGAUCAUAUGAACCUAUGUUUAGUCGACAUUUACGGGAAGACAGUGGUGAAACGGAAGAUUAACCAUAUUCCAGAAACCAUCGCGAUCUCCGACAGUGGGGAUAUAUACUAUUCGUCCUACAGGGAAAUGGCUGUCAAAAAACUGGACGUAUCUGGGAAGGUAGGAUACGUAUUGAAUACCUCGCCGUUACACCCCUUGGGACUAUGCCUCACUAAUGGAGGCAGCCUGCUUGUGUGUGUCGUUGACAAGUUUGACUUCGUGACCGGCAAGGAUAAACCGAAAGAUAUUCUCAAGGUGGAAUUGGACAGCGGUGUUGUCACGUCUGUCAAGUUUAAGGAUGAAGACGAAAUGCUGACCGGUCCGUACCGUAUUCUGGAGAAUAUAAAUGGAGACAUUAUACUCGUUGAUGGACUAUCGGAAACUGCUGGGCGCCUCGUAGUGUUUAACGAUAUCGGGGGAGUGAAGUUUACAUACCACGGCGAAAACUCAGAAAAUGGUGAUAUUUUCUGUCCAACAAACAUGUGCAUUGAUUAUAAAGGCAAUAUUUUUGUAGUUGACGGUGAGUCGCAUUGUAUCCAUGUUUUAAACAGUUCCGGAAAAUUACAGAGGAAGAUCGCCCCAGAUGAAAUCGGAGGGAGUGAAGCGACUGUUCUGAGUAUUGGACGGGACGAGUUGAUGUGGGUCGGACAUGCUAAUGGCGAGGUCACUGUGUUCAGAUAUGGACGAUCUAAACGAGUAAUGUCGCGCAAAUUAAAUGAAAAAGAAACUUUUUUCUGAUCACAGCAAACCAUGAAUUUCGUAAAACGUACAUACUAUGGUAUAUAGAUUCAGAUAUUGUCAACACUUUUUGUUGACAAGGUCAAUGCCACCGUGUUCAAUAAAUGAUUUUCAAUUUUUAGAAUGAAAACAAACAAUAUAUAUUUUAAACGACCAAACAAUGUUAUGUAUAUGUAGUUAACAAACAUAACUUCAUAUCCGAGUCCGAUAGGUGGCGAGCUAAGUGAUUGACUUGACAUACAUCAUUGCUCUUUGUACUCUACUUUCUGCAUAUAUAAGCCAGUAGUGUUUUUUAUACCAUGGAGUGUUUUGAUUUUUUUACAUUGUCUUUGCUAGUCAGAAAUCGAUUGUGACGUCAUAAUGUAUACAAUGACAUGACGUCACGAAUUUUGAUGGGCGUAACAGAAUGGUUGUCUCCGCUUGAAUAAGUCCUUCCAAUUUUGACAUUAAAACCUGUCAAUCUGAGUUAUGUA